AUCGACGACCAUUUGAUGGGCCAACGUCGUAACGUUAAGUAAUCUAUUGGGAGUAAUGUCACUAAAAUGUGGGCCAACGCUGGUAAAGAGGGACGAAUGGCCAUUCAUCAAAAUAUUUAAAUGUAUAUACAUAUAUGUGUCAUUUAUGGUGUGGUAUACCGGCAUACUAUCAAUUGCGAAGAACUGAAAUAAAAGCACUAUCCUUUGUGAAGAUAAAGAAUGUCCGGAAAAGGAUCCUUUGAGAAUCCAUAUGAUGAUUAUUCUACUAAUGCAUCCAAUAAUAUUUUGAAUGACUCUAAAGAUGGAAUUUCAGAAGUUCUGCAAAAAAAAUUGAUGAGUUUUAAGGUAACCAAAAUAGAAGAUCUAAUAACUAGAUUCAAAAAAGAUAUUUUUUAUGAUGGGACUGUAUACACUGGUUCUGCUGGUCUAGCACUGUACUAUUUGACAUGUUCUUCUACAAGUAAAAAUGAAGUUAGUCAUGAAAAUUUGCAGAGAGCCCUUGACUUUAUUGACAUAGAAAAUCUUAGAGGUCGUCGAAUUAGUUUCCUAUGUGGUGAUGCCGGUCCAUUAGCUAUAGCUUCAGUUAUCUCAUAUAAAUUGGGAACCAGGCGCCCUAGUAAAUUACCAGAUUAUAAAGAUUUAGCUCAAAGGAUCAUGGACUUAAUUUCACUUGUUGAUGAUUCUCCUGAUGAAAUUUUAUAUGGAAAAGCAGGCUAUUUAUAUGCACUUUUAUUUGUAAACAAGAAUAUAAGUGGAAAGGAUGUCAUUCCAUCAAGCCAUAUUGAAAAAGUAACAAGCGCUAUUAUAACAUCAGGAAAACGUUUCUCUACACAAAUGAAAUCAGAAAGUCCCUUGCUUUGGCAAUGGCAUGAUAAAAUUUAUCUUGGUGCUGCGCAUGGAAUGGCAGGAAUACUUUUCAUGUUAUUACAGGCAAGGAGUUACAUAAAAGUGACUGAAAUGAGAAGUUUCAUAAAACCAGCAAUAGAUUGGUUGAUAAGUCGUCGUUUCUCAAGUGGUAACUUUCCAUCAUCCCUCGGCAGCAGCUCUGGGGACAGAUUGGUUCAAUGGUGCCAUGGUGCUCCAGGAUUUGUACCUUUGUGUAUUGCAGCAUUUCAGACAUUUGAAGAUGACAAGUAUUUGAAAAUAGCCUCUCAAUGUGGAGAAGUAAUUUGGCAAAGAGGCUUGUGUACAAAAGGAUAUAGUCUAUGUCAUGGUGUAAGCGGAAAUGCAUAUGCUUUCCUUCAAUUAUAUCAAAUUACCAAGAAACCUGUACAUCUGUAUCGCGCUUGCUGCUUUAUGGAGUGGUGUGCAGUAGAGAGACAAGGCACUGAACUGCAUCACCCUGACAGACCAGCUUCCCUAUUCGAAGGCUUGUUGGGUCGAAUAUUUUUAUCAGAAGAUAUUAUUCGACCUUAUGAUUCCAAAUUUCCAGGUUUUUGCUUAUAAAUCAACAUUACUGUUUUUGGUUAUGAAAUAUAAUAUACAUAGUAUAUACAAAUUC
Messenger RNA from Zerene cesonia (dogface butterfly), 1501 nucleotides. RefSeq names its product lanC-like protein 2. Gene Ontology annotation, cellular component: plasma membrane. Lineage: Eukaryota; Metazoa; Arthropoda; Insecta; Lepidoptera; Pieridae. The transcript has 9 exons. Bases 220 to 1446 code for a protein of 408 amino acids. The record is from RefSeq and is a predicted model, not a curated record. Gene Ontology annotation, biological process: peptide modification; carbohydrate metabolic process.